This is a messenger RNA of Ruditapes philippinarum (Manila clam), 2249 nucleotides long. Its product is annotated as receptor tyrosine-protein kinase let-23-like. Bases 590 to 1138 code for a protein of 182 amino acids. The record is from RefSeq and is a predicted model, not a curated record. Lineage: Eukaryota; Metazoa; Mollusca; Bivalvia; Venerida; Veneridae. The transcript is spliced from 4 exons.
GAUAUAUGAACAAGAAAUGCAGUAUUUUAGGCCAUCCUUCAAAGAUUCUGGAGGUUGAAUUUUAAUAAGAUUUAAUGUUUGAUUCGCCAAUAGAACUUUUUCUAACAACCUACCGUAUCGUGAUCGGAUCAAAAUAUAUUUCUGCGGUUAUGUAAAUAUGAUGAAAUAAGCCGGAAUAUGAAGUCUGUAUGCCUAACUUCUUAACAAAUAGUAGUUAUUAAAUGUGAUUUGCAAAUAAUAUGGUGGAUAUUUAUAACCCUUUAAUUUGAUUAACAAAUACGAUAGUUGGAUAGUCUAUUGUGCAAAUAUUCACAAUUAUUCUUCACUUGUUUCUUUACGAAAUAAAGGAGAAAACUUUGGUUUAGUUUUAAUCUAAACAUUGAAAGUAAUAAAAAGAUGCAACAGUGAGAAAGCAUUUCAGAAAAAGAAACUGAGUUGCAAAAAGGACAUAGACCAAUUUAUUACUGGUCUUAAAAUAACUUGACGACCAAUUACUUAAAUUGGAAGAUUUCAUAUAUCUUAGAUUUUGAUUUUCGACGACGAAAUCUUGUUUUUCUUUUAAAGAAAAAUAGAUUAAAUACUUACAGCAAUGGAAAUGAAAAUUGUAACUUUAGUUCUUAUUCUAGCAACAACAUUGAUGGAUUUAAUAGAUUGUAUGCCGACGUAUUGGUGUCCCGACGGAAGAUAUCCCGACGAGAACGGCCAGUGUAACUUGUGCUAUGAAAACUGCGGUGCCGACGGGUGUACGGGUCCUGGACGCCAUCUUGGAAUCGGCGGUUGUAACUCGUGUUGGUUAGGUCUUGAACAUCAUCACCAUAGGGUCACGUGCAUGUCUCCAUUCACAACAGUCUGUCCCGAGGGUUUCUACAGGAAAAGAUCACACCACAACGGACAAAGUUUGACGAUGUGUAAACGUUGUCACCCCCUGUGUCGCACGUGUGAUGGUCCGGGAAUAUCAUCGUGCGAAACAUGCAGACUGUACAGAUGGGACGGUAUAUGUAUAAGCGUUUGUCCGGUUGGUUCCGUCAUGCGUGGCGUAAGUCACCGAAAAUGUGUCGUAGCUGGCGGACAUUAUGGCGGAAGAUCCCGGGCAUUUUACCUUCUCCCUUACAGGGAUAGAUACCGACACAGUCCAUAAACAUUGGACGGUAGAGCAUUUUAGACCAAAGAAACUAUCUGAGAGCACUAUAACUUAGUGCAAGCAAAGAGAAUGUGUUUCCAUGGAGAACACUAUAUUUAGAACGGGGGUUUGGGUAACGUUGUCCAUUAUCAUAAAUGAAGUAGGACAGAGAAAUGUUUAAAGACACAAAUUUUUCUCAGCAAAUGAGAGAUAAAAAAAACAUGUAUAUAUUAUUGACCGAUUUCAAAUUGUAACAAAUUCGCUUUUCGAGAAUUUCGCAAAGUUUUCUACAAUUUGUAUUAAAAAAGAACCUCUGACGAAAUCCAUAUGUUUUCCCUAAAGGUACUUUUACAAUACCAAGGGUGAACAUUUUUGGAAAAUUUAAUAUUUUGUAAAUAUAUAAAUUUUACCGACAACGAGGGUUUACUAAAACUCCCUCAAAAUAAUAAUAGCUUCAGACGGGACCUGAUUAUUUUGCAUAUCAAUGUGAAAUAAUCUGGUUGAUGGACAAAAAAAGAAUGAAAAAAAAAGAAAAAAAAAAGAUAAAAUCUAAAAAAAACCUCAAACUUAUAUUAUCAAAUAUGAUGUAAAAUUUCAACAAAUACUUUUAUGAAUAAUGCAUAAUCCAAGAUAGAUAACUUUAAAGAAAUCUAAGAUAAAAUGACUUUAAACAAAAUGUUACAUUUAAUAACGUUACAUAAUUACUAUUACUUAUCCAUUUCAUUAAACAUUUCACAUACAUGUACAUUUUUUCGGUUUUGCGCUUGCGCAGAAAAUCACUUUAAAUCCAAUAUAAUUCAUUUAGAGAUACUAGUCAUUUUUGUUAAUAAAUUUCGCAUUUUUACAUUAUAAAACGUUUCAUAUCAUAUGUUGUUACUGUUAUUAAUUAAACUUAUAAUAUCUCAUAAUUAUUUAUUAUUCAUAUCAUUAAUUAAAAAAUCCGACAUACUCCUCUAUCUGCGAAGAUUAAAGUGGGGGUAAUAUAGACAGAUACGGUUAUUUAGAUAUUAUUAUAACAAGAACGAUAUGCAUGUUAAAUCAGACAUGUUUAAAAUAUGCCAUUUUCAUUGUGUGCCUUAUUUGUUUUUCAUUUUAUUUCAUUUAUUAUUAUUAUUAUUUGUUCUUUGAC